Nomia melanderi (Alkali bee) is the source of this 836-nucleotide messenger RNA. RefSeq names its product PITH domain-containing protein GA19395. Lineage: Eukaryota; Metazoa; Arthropoda; Insecta; Hymenoptera; Halictidae. The record is from RefSeq and is a predicted model, not a curated record. Gene Ontology annotation, cellular component: nucleus.
UACAUUUGUACAUGAAAGUAUUUUUAUACGUAAUUUUGAUUGUCAUUUCCAAUAUUGCAAACAUUACUGUUACAUUGCGAGUAAAUUUAUGAAGAUUUUAAAAAAUAUUUAUAUUUUGAAUAUAGAACAAAAAUUUAACUUUCUAUUGUACACAUUUUAUUCUUCAACAAAAUCUUUUCACAAUGACACAUUGCAAUUGUGGAGCGGCACAUGAGGAAGAAAAUUUGGGUAUACAAUAUAAUUUGUAUGAAAAAAUUGAUAUAUUAAAUGUUGAGUGUUUAAAUGAAUGUGAGGAAGGUAGCGGAUCUACUGUCUUUAAACCCUGGGAAGACAGGUUAAAUAGAAGUAAAUAUGUGGAAAGUGACGUGGACAAUGAUGUUAAUGAACUUUUAUUUAACAUUCCCUUCACAGGAAAUAUAAAAUUAAAAGGCCUGAUUGUCAUUGGAGGUGAAGAUGAACUUCACCCAAGCAAAGUGAGUUUAUAUAAAAAUCGACCACACAUGACAUUUGAUAAUGUGGUACAACCUGAACAGGAAUUUGAACUUUGUGUGGAUACGUAUGGAGUACAUCAGUAUUUCCCUAAGGUGGUAAAAUUUUCAUCUGUAAAUCAUUUAAGUUUACAUUUUACGGGACGCGAAGGACAGGAUAAAAUAAAAAUUUAUUAUAUUGGAUUAAAAGGGGAAUGGACACCUGCACAUCAACAUGGAGUCACUAUUUGUACUUAUGAAUUAUUACCACAGAAAAGUGAAGAACUGAAGGACAACAGAGAAGUUGACAGAGCAAUUGGUUGAUUAUAUAACAUUAAACUAAUAAAAUGUGCAUUUUGUUUUGUGAAU